AUGUGUGAAAUCCAAUCCCUUGUGGUUCGACCCCUAAAUACUACAAUUAUAUGUUGUGCACUUGCAACACUAGUUGUCUUAGGGAAUUAUUACUUGUACUCAUCCCAUAGAUGCCGCGAUCAGUACACCUUCCUGGAUCUGUGCGCAAGGAUCGCUAAAUCAGGCAACUUCUCGGGUACUCCCCGAAGACCUUUCUUACCAUCGUCCAGGCAGCCUUUAUGCUCUCCUCCCCUCAUUCCUCUAGUCUCCAUCCAACAGAGGUGUAUCUCUCUAACCGGUCUCGAUGAGAUCCGACUGUUCUUCAUAACCUCUCAAACCCUCUGUUUGCUGGUAACUUUUGAUCCCUUCUACGUCGGAGAAGUUUCACUUAAUGGUGUUAUCUUUGUGCUCUCACGACACUCUGCUACCUCUGCGAUGGCCGGAAAGAGUAGAUCCGGCAAAUGCUCCCUCAUCUCUCCGUCUCCCCACGCCGCCGUAGUCUCGUUCCUCAGCGCUAAAUUGAUUUGGGCCUGGCCCACCAAGCCCCAUUUGGGUUGUCGCUUCUCCACACUCAUUGGGCCUUACCCAAGUUUUGUUGUGGUUUCUUGUGCAUCUGUUGCAUCACCGCCUCUUGGUUGUAUCCGAGGCACCUUCGCCGGGAUAUUUUCAGCUUUCUUUGUAUGUGAGAUGUUUAAUAUUCCACCCUCCUCCCUUGGCAAGGAGAGAUCGUUUCCAUCGUCCUUCUUUCACCGGAAGAGAAUUUCUCCACCAUACCCGCUAUUUUGUAUAGGGGUUAUAUCUUCGGGUUCAUUCCCCGGAAAUCUUACCAAUCUCUCCACUGUCUUGUCUCCUUGUGUAUCUUCUUGCACGGAACCAGAAGAGGCAGCCAGGUUCAUCUCGACGAAUCCCGGAGGUGAGGAUUGUGUAUCAACGUCACAAUGUAAAGUGACUAAGUUUCGACAUUCCGGCUCUGCCAUGAAAGUUAUCUUGACGCAUCCAAACUUUGUUCCGGAUCCGCUGUCAUCCUAUCUUGAGGAUUCAUAUGCUUCAAGCUCUAUCUUCUUAUUGUUGUUUGUUUUAGUUAAUGAGGAUGUAACAUUCCCUCCUUUUGUGACUUGA
Molecule: messenger RNA, 1098 nt
Organism: Microthlaspi erraticum
Lineage: Eukaryota; Viridiplantae; Streptophyta; Magnoliopsida; Brassicales; Brassicaceae
Source: the annotation of a GenBank genome assembly